AUGGUGACUUCCGGCAGCAGCGAUUAUGAUUGUAGCUAUUCUUCCAGCUCCUCUGAAGAGGAUUCCAGGAUCCCUGUGGCCAAAACGCGUGCUAAAAAAAACCGUGCCGAGGAAUCAAAGCCUAGUGAGCCUCUUAAUAAUCACAGAGUCACUUAUGCCAAACUCAUGAAGAGAAAAGCCGAGGAUGACAGGAUGGAUGAUUAUCGACGAAGAAGGGACCGAGUCCAGCGCAGAGUGCUAGCAGCAGAGGAGAAACUCCAAUCUCGAGCUGAUGGUGUACCAUCUAACUCUGAUGCUUCGAAAGAUGAUCCCAUGUGGGUACCACGAGAUCUCAAGAUUAGGUCAGACCGUCGUACCAGGGAGAUCGAGAAACUGGUCAAAGAUGACCUUGAAGCUGAGCAUGAAAAAGAAGAGUACUGGGAAAUGAUGGAUGACGAUCAUGAUAUUUAUCCGGACUUCGUCAAUGGCCCUGAUAGUGUUUCCGAUGAAGAAUUUGAAGAGGACUUCGACAAACAUGAUGAUGAUGAAUCUGAUAAUUCUGGUAAAUCUGAUGACUCUGAUGAAUAUGAUGAAUAG
Molecule: messenger RNA, 576 nt
Organism: Papaver somniferum (opium poppy)
Lineage: Eukaryota; Viridiplantae; Streptophyta; Magnoliopsida; Ranunculales; Papaveraceae
Product: glutamic acid-rich protein-like
Exons: 1
Coding region: 1-576 (191 amino acids)
Source: RefSeq, a predicted model, not a curated record